This is a messenger RNA of Tachysurus vachellii, 1344 nucleotides long. RefSeq names its product pannexin 1b (gene panx1b). The coding region runs from base 10 to 1278 and encodes 422 amino acids. The record is from RefSeq and is a predicted model, not a curated record. The transcript has 7 exons. NCBI's taxonomy places the organism in Eukaryota, Metazoa, Chordata, Actinopteri, Siluriformes, Bagridae. Gene Ontology annotation, molecular function: channel activity. Gene Ontology annotation, biological process: positive regulation of interleukin-1 production; monoatomic cation transport.
UCUUUAAUCAUGGCCAUCGCUCACAUCGCUACAGAAUAUGUGUUCUCUGAUUUUCUCUUGAAGGAACCCAAAGAGGGGAAAUACAAAGGAGUGCGUUUGGAGCUUGCAGCUGAUAAACUGGUGACUUUUGUGGCGGUGGGAAUUCCUCUGCUGCUCAUCUCCCUCGCCUUUGCUCAGGAAGUGUCUGUGGGUUCCCAGAUUAGCUGUUUUCCACCAACCAACUUCACCCUGCGCCAAGCAGCGUAUGUGGACUCUUUCUGCUGGGUUGCUGCUGAACGCCAAUCUACAAAAGACGGCUCCCCCCUGUGGUUACACAAGUUCUUUCCUUACAUCCUGCUGCUGCUGGCAGUUCUGGUGUACGUUCCAGCUCUGUUCUGGCGCUUCACCGCUGCUCCUCAGCUCUCCUCAGACCUCAGCUUCAUUAUGGAGGAACUAGAUAGCUGUUACAACCGUGCCAUCCAGCUCGCCAAGAGCUUGGCAUCCAACAAACCUGACACCAAGGACACCACAGAGGAGUCCCACAGCAGUCGGGAGGUGGUUGAGGGCUGUUUUAAAUACCCUCUGGUGGUCCAGUAUCUGAGGACCAAGCGUGGGAGUUGGGCACUGGCGUGGAAGUACCUGGUAUCUCGGGUUCUCACUCUACUCACUGUACUGCUGGUUUUCUUCUACCUGGUCUGCUACGUUGGCCUGGUUUCCCCGAGUGACCAGUUCUCCUGCGACCUACAGACCAGUGUUGUCCUGAAUCAGACCCUGAUGCGUCCAGUGCUGUGUAAGCUGGUGUCCGUGGGUGUGUUCCGUCUGCUCAGCUGCGUUAGUUUGGCAGUUUACGCGAUCCUGAUUCCUCUGGUGUUCUACGCACCAGUCCGACCGGCCCGGCGGAGGCAGCAAGGCCAAGUGCUCCACCCUUACAGGCUCCUACCCGCCUUCACACAUGCCCAGGAGCUGCAUGUCAGCUCUCGCCUCUAUGACGACCUCAGCAUCUACCUGCUGUUCCUGGAGGAGAACCUGAGCGAGCUGAAGAGCUAUAAAUGUCUGCAGGUAUUAAAUUUAUUAAAAGCGGGAGAGUGUGAAAGCUUUGACACAAUGUCCCUCCUGAGGAAUCUUGGACAAGUGAAGACGGAUUUGGUGGAUGCUGAAGAUGGCAACAUCCAAUCAGCUUGCGUUCAGGAGGAAGAAGACUUGUCCAAGCUUAAGGAUGGUGAUAUAUCGACGCCAGAAAGGCAGCUGAAAGAAUCCAUCUGCAGCUGUGGGAAGGAUGUGAGACAGAGAACCGUUUAAAGCUUGAGGGAAAACAAAAGCCCAGAAACAAACAGCUCUACAGCGACUCGUCUCCAGAUACAUGAG